This is a messenger RNA of Bipolaris sorokiniana ND90Pr, 453 nucleotides long. RefSeq lists its product as uncharacterized. Bases 1 to 453 code for a protein of 150 amino acids. The transcript has a single exon. The record is from RefSeq and is a predicted model, not a curated record. NCBI's taxonomy places the organism in Eukaryota, Fungi, Ascomycota, Dothideomycetes, Pleosporales, Pleosporaceae.
AUGGGUGUUAUCGUAGGCCCUGAGCGUCUGCACAUGCCGCAGGACCAUGAUAGCUUUUACACUGUCGAAGAAUUAACGAGUCUCCUCAGUCCUGUCCGCCAACAGGGUCCCCAUGACUGGGUGGGCUUGUAUGGCGAAUUGCAUAAGAUCUUCGACCUGACCUUGGAAGGCGCCCACAUCGUUAUAUUCCCCUCUUGGGGCAUCGAGCGCAAAGAUUGUUUUUGCUGCUGUGGCGCCGCUGUCCCCAAAUGCAGCGGAAAUGUUGAUAUGAGGGUUGACGUUCAGCAGGGAGAAGACCUCUUGUGCAUUCCUCAGCAGCUCUGGCCAUUAAAUACCGACGAUCACAUCGGUAUUGAACGCGACAUCGCUGUGGAUCUCAUCUUGUAUAUCUUUCAGAGUCGUCCAAAAACGGCCGAAUUGGACACUGAGUUUCCGUACAAGGCCAACCCAUGA